Molecule: messenger RNA, 672 nt
Organism: Argiope bruennichi
Lineage: Eukaryota; Metazoa; Arthropoda; Arachnida; Araneae; Araneidae
Exons: 1
Coding region: 1-672 (223 amino acids)
Biological process (GO): telomere maintenance; DNA repair
Molecular function (GO): DNA helicase activity
Source: RefSeq, a predicted model, not a curated record
AUGAUUUCCAUAUCUGGAAAAUGUCUCACUGAUUUCGGCCUACCCCCACCACAGCGAAGAGGGGAAUUAUCAAGUGAAGUUGUGAAGAAGCUAAACUACGACACCGUGGUUUUAGAAGCGAAGGUCAAUGGAAUGAUACCACGAUUACUUUACGAGCAGCGCAAAUUCUACGAAACGAUUCUCAACCGAGUAAAUAAUGGAGAGGAGGGAUUAUUUUUUCUUGACGCACCAGAGGGUACGAGUAAGACAUUUGUGCUGAAUCUCCUGCCAGCCCAACUCCGCAAGGGCCUCAAUAUAGCUCUGGCCGUAUCUUCCUCUGACAUUGCUGCCACUUUGCUUAACAAUGGCCACAUUGAUCAUUCCGUUUUCAAAUUGCAACUUAAUCUUGCAAGCGAACAUACCCCUACAUGCAACAUCACCAAAAACAACGACCGGGGAGUCCUUAUGAAGCAAUACAAGUUAAUAGUAAUGGACGAGUGCACAAUGUCGCACAAACAUGCAUUAGAGGCGUUAAACCGCAGCCUGGUGGACAUCCGCGGCAAUCAGGUGGUGAUGGGCGGCUUUGCCAUUUUGCUCGCAGGCGAUUUUAAACAGGCACUGCCGAGUGUUGAUCAGACCGUCAGUUCUCAUACAUACACAUUAAAAUUUCCACGCGAGCGAAGUCGCGCGUAA